Messenger RNA from Dibothriocephalus latus, 549 nucleotides. NCBI's taxonomy places the organism in Eukaryota, Metazoa, Platyhelminthes, Cestoda, Diphyllobothriidea, Diphyllobothriidae. The record is from the annotation of a GenBank genome assembly.
UAUGUGGUUUUGCAUAAUUCAGGUGACAUUCUACUCAAGCCCAUUUUGGCCGUUGCUGGGACUGAUAUUUCUCAUUGGUUUGAUCCAAAAACUGGUGAUCUUAAAACUUACAUCGACCCCGUCAGCAAAUGUCGAAUGCCAUACACACCCUCGGGACGAUUUAUUCAUGUUCCACCACCUUACCCGACUACAGAUUGGCGUAAUGAUUUUGGAACGCCCUGGUGGUUUGAAAAGUCCUACUGUAUUGGCAAGUUGACAAAGAAACCGCGAAUCGUUAGGAUCGUUAACACGUUGGCCUUGGUGGAGCAUGAGAUCGAGGUCUGUAAUGAGGAAACAGUACUCGAAAUAAUGUCUCGGUAUCUGAAAUGCAACCGCCACGCAGCUUCCUAUACCUGGAAGUUCAAAGGACAAGUGCUCGAUAUGGAAAAGACCCUUGCUGAAAACGGAAUACCCGAUGAGGAUGCUGAGUUGGAGGAAUUAUUAUUAAACACCGAUGACUUUAUUCCAGAAAUAUUUCUUUAUUACAAUGAUGACCUAACAGAGGCCUGA